AAAUGGAGCAAGACAUCAUUGGGUUCAAUACUAGCGACACAGCAACACCUUCAGUUAGUUCGAAUAGUUCGUUAAUCAGCUGCAGAACAGAACUAUAGCUUCAGAAUGAAACUCUUCACCGCCGUCCUUGCCAUCUGCCUAGUGGCCUUUGCGGCAGCCCAGUCCGCAGAUCCCGCUGCCGCACUGGAGCCUUCCGCCGAGUACCUGCCCCCCGUCGGCGAGGCGGAGGUCGCCCAGCUCUCGGAGAACGGAUAUAAGUACAGGACCGUGCGCCGGCUGAAGCUGCGCCACCGCCGCGAGGUGCCAAACCAGGAAUACCUUCCUCCUGUGGAAAACGCACCUAGCCAGGAAUAUCUGCCGCCAGUAGAUGCCGCCGCCAUUGGGGACACCAAGGUUGCCGACGACGGCUACCGGUACAAGACGGUGCGCAAGCUUAAGUACCGUGCUCGCCACCGCCGCGAUGUCUCCGAAAUCGCUGAGCCCAGCGGCGAGUACCUCCCACCCGUGCAGGUUGAGCUCGCUCCCGAGCUGAAAACCGUUCUGGGUGAUGAUGGCUACAAGUACAAGACAGUGCGCCGUCUCAAGUUCCGCCGCCACCGCCGCGAGGCUGUCGCCGAAGAGGCUGCUGCCGAGUCCGCACCCAACGGAGAGUACCUGCCCCCCGCCGAGGCAGCCGCUGCCGCCCCCGCUGCCGUCGAGGCCGAGCCAAAGUCCGCUGAGGAGGGCACUGAGCUGGCCAAGGACGGCUACCGCUACAAGACUGUGCGCCGUCUGCGUUACCGCUACCGCCACUAGGCCUCCGAUCCGAACCUGGGCACAUUGAACCAAAUUGAUCCUGAAAGUACACUCACGAAGUAAAGUCGAACGGGCCUCGUCCAGUCGACUGACUUCUUCUUUUGGCCCUUCCCAAUACUUAUUCACUCAGUUGUCACAGCAUAUGGAAUAAUAAAAUUUAUUCACAAAAAAUCA
Messenger RNA from Drosophila sechellia, 969 nucleotides. RefSeq lists its product as uncharacterized. The record is from RefSeq and is a predicted model, not a curated record. Lineage: Eukaryota; Metazoa; Arthropoda; Insecta; Diptera; Drosophilidae. The transcript is spliced from 2 exons. Bases 106 to 795 code for a protein of 229 amino acids.